ACGACAAGAUUACGUCAGCCGGCAAUUAAGUUCAUCAAUUUCAUAUUAAAUUUUUUAAAUAAAAAUAAUAUCAUUGGCUGAUACGAAAACGUCGACAUUUAAUUAACCAAUGAAAUUAAACAUAAGAAAAAAUGAUUUGUUUUACUUUUUCCUUAGUACGUACUGUGUGUCGGAGAGUAGCAUCUAGUACAGCUGAUUACUCCAACGCCGGUAAAUUAAUCUUAUCAUAAAAAAAGUGGCAGAUGGUAAGGUGAAAUAUUAUAAAAAAUCUAUUUAUUCUAAGAUAAUAUAAAAAGUGUGAUGUACGGUAAAUUUAGCAAUGAAUUUGUAUCUCUUCCUAUUUAUCGUUCAAUUGUACCCUAUUUUGGGUCUGCAUUUAAAUGGAAAUUUUCAUACCGAUCAGUUCUUUCGAUUUUUGGCUAAGUUCGGUUUUCAAAAGACAGACAUACACGACAGAAUAAAUACACUGGGCUUUAUAUACGGAAAUAUUACAACCGAAAUACAGAAUGCCAGCAAUAUACAUAAAGCAACUUUUGUGGUUGUGGAUAGAGAAUAUUUCCUGGAGUUUUACCAAAAGAGAAAUUUGCCCAAUAAAUCUAUUGCCUGUCGAGAUAUGUUUCGCAAGAUAGACACCAUUGCCUAUGAUAGUUAUUGUAACGAAGACGGCACCCAAGAUUUUCUGCGGAAAGUACCUUGCCCGACUAAUAAACUGUGCGACGACGAGGAUACGCCCGAAAGAGUUGUUUCCGGAUAUCAGUUUACUUAUGCCGUGCAGGAUAAUAAUCAGGCGAGAUUCUGGUAUGUUACAUUGGUUUCUUGUUAUCGUGAAGGAGAAGGUCGCAACUGUACUUGGAAAGAUUCCACAAAUGAAAAUAUUAAUAUAAAUUAUGAUCUUUGGUUAGUCAAUGGAAAUCCAUAUGGUUCUCAAUAUCCUUUUGAAUUUCAGUUUUCAUUUGAUCAACAAGGCACAGUUGAACUGUAUUUAGGUUUCUUUUCUGUGUAUUUGGUUUUGGUUCCACUUCAGUUGUAUGCAGCUUUGCAUCAGCAUCAUCAUAUUACACGUUUAUUUACUAUCUCUGUUGUACUACAACUACUAUCUGUAUCUUGUAAUUUUAUACAUAAAGUUAAAUUUGCUGUAGAUGGCAUUGGAGUAGAAGGUUUGGCUGUUGUUGGUGAUGUAUUGCAUCUAUUAACUCAAAGUUUAUUCAUGCUUUUAUUGCUUCUGUUGGCAAAAGGAUGGGCUAUUACUCGUACUGAACUUACUUGGAAGCCUGUUUUGUUCUUCAUAUGGCUGUUAUAUACAUGCAUUGGAGUUUUACUAUAUGUGUGGAAUAUGACUGAAGUUGAUGUAAUAGAUGAUAUAGAUGAAUAUCAAACAUUUCCUGGAUGGAUCACACUCAUUGUCAGGCUUAUUAUAAUGAUUUGGUUUUUAUAUGAAUUACGAUCUACUAUGUUGGAUGAAAAUGAUAGAGCUAAACUGCGAUUUUAUGUACAUUUUGGAGCAGGAAUUUUGGUAUGGUUUAUAUAUUUGCCUGUUGUUGCCUUGAUUGCCCUUCAGAUAUCUGCUCUUUGGAGACAGAAACUUUUACUAGGUAUAACAUCAAGUGUAGAUUUUCUUGCAUUUGCAAUUAUGACACACUUAUUGUGGCCUACAAGAAGUGAGCAGUAUUUUCAGUUAGCUUCAGAAUCAGAUCCUGGAGAAGAGCUUGAAGAGUUUAAUGAAGCACCGCACAAUGUACAAAGAUGUCAGAAAGUAUGAAACCUGAUUAAUUUGACAAAGCAAUCAUUUAAGGAAAAUUUGGAUAUAAUAAUUGGAAGUAAAUUUAUAACAUGUGAAAUGGUUGUAAAGUAAUUAUAUCAUAGCAUUAAUAAUAAUUGUUGUACUUGAUGCAAUGACAUUUGAAUAUAUUUGCAUUUAGCACAUUUUAUAAUUCAAAAAACAAUAUUUUCAAAUAUAUAAUUAGUAUUUUUUUUUAAUACAAAGUAAGAAAUCUAUUUAGUUUUAUUUUCACAUUGUAAAUUUAGAUGUAUUUGAAUUGCUUGUCAUUUGAAUGUAUUACCUGUCUGUUUUUGAUUGAUAAAACUUUCGUAUAACUUUAUAAGUUGAGUAAUUAUGUAGAAUUCAAUUGAAUUAUGUACUUAAAAAUAUAUGUCUAAUUUUAUAAGUUAGAUGUAUUUUUUAUGCACCUACAAGGUCUGUUCAAAAAAUACGCAGACUGACGUCAUAAAACAAAAUGUACUUUAUGUAGAAGUUACAUGUCUGGGUCCCCUUCAAAGUACUCUCCUUCCCAAUGCACAUACUUAUCCCAACGGUGUUUCCACUUGUUCAAACAGUCCUGAUAUGCUUCUUUUGUAAUGUCUUUCAGCACCUUCGUCGCAUUUACCUUAAUCUCGGGAAUCGUCUCAAAUCUUCCUUUCAAGGGUCUUUUGAUUUUGGGGAACAAGAAAAAGUCACGAGGAGCAAGGUCAGGUGAGUAGGAGGGGUGGGGAAGAACAGUGAUCAAGUGUUUGGCCAAAAACUCUUGAGUUCUGAGGGCUGGAGCAUUGUUGUGAUGGAGAAACCAGUCGCCACUCCUCCACAUUUCUGGCCUUUUGCGGCGGAUGAUGUCCCUCAGACGUUUCAGAACUUCAAUGUAGUAAGUCUGGUUCACUGUGGAGCCUUGGGGGAGGUACUCGUGUUGAACAACACCCUUAGCAUCAAAGAAAACUAUCAGCAUCACCUUGACAUUAGAUCAAACUUGGUGAGCUUUUUUGGGUUUGGGGACCACUUGAAACAUACCGUAAGCUUCAUAGCAACAUCACCGUAAGCCGUGUUGAGCAUAGCAAAUGUUUCAGUUGCAGGUUUUCCAAGUUUAACACAAAAUUUCACAGUAAGUCGUUGCUCCAUCAGGUCAUUCAUUCUGAAAUCCGACAAACGAAAAAUUCGCACUUCACUAAAAACUGCGUAACUAAUCAACAAAUAAAGAUAUCUGUAAUCAAGAAACGGCUUUAUCACCAGGCGAUCUGUACAAACCUAGCGACACCAAGCAGAUUUCCCUGGAAUCAACUGGAGCCACGCAAUUCAAACAGUCUGUGUAUUUUUUUAACAGACCUUGUAUUUGUUCUAGUCUCUCUAAGUAAUUUAAAGAAAAUGUCUAUCAAAUUUUGCCAUUUUUUAUCAGUAUUAAUAUUUCAUUUUGUAGUGGAUAAUCAUUGAUGUUGAUGGAAUUUGAUAUUUCAUGCACAUGAUUAUUAUGCAUUGAGAGUAUAAAAAUAUUAAGAUAACAAUUUAAAGUUUUGUUAAAUAUGUAAUUUAAAGUUUUUAAACUUGCAGUUUUAGUAUGAUGCAAACCUUUUAACUGCAAGAGAGAUGAAAGUAAUGCAUACAUUUUGUAAAGUUGUAUAGUUUGUAAUAUGCAUUAUUUGAAAAAUUUAAAUCAUUGCAUUUUCCGUCAUAACCUAUUUAUAUUAUGUAUCAUGUCUGUGAUAAGAUAGUUUUGAACUUAAAAAAAAUUUUCAAAAAUUGUUUUAAAUAGCUUAUGAUUAGUAACUGUGAUGGCAAAGGAAAUUGGUUAAACAAAUCCUGGUCAAAAUUAAACAAACUGUUUUCUGUUAUAGCUAUUUCUCAUUCAAGAUGAUGCUAAUUUCACUUUUGAGAUAAAGCAUUCAAGCAAGAAAAAGACCAAGAUGUCUUCUCAUACUGCUACCUUUUGAAUGAUUAGAAACGAUAGAAUGCAGUUUUUAUGGGAGUGAUUGGGGAUUUCCAUAAAAAAUGCUAUUUCAAUUGCCAGAGUAUUUGAUUCACAUGAAUUUUUCAAUAAAAAUAUGGUAAUAUCAUAAAUAAAAAUUAAAAGUAUUUUAUUUCUUGUAUUCCAAUUUUAUUGUACAUAUUAUUAUUGUAUAAAAUUAAAAAAUUUAACUUUACUAAGUUCAUUAUAUUUUUUUUACCCUGUAUGUUAGUAUCAAUAAAUAUGUAUGAUUAAAAUUCCUUGUCUUAAUAAAUAUUAUAAAUUAUUUCAGCUAAAUAUUUCAUA
Centruroides sculpturatus (bark scorpion) is the source of this 4013-nucleotide messenger RNA. Its product is annotated as transmembrane protein 145-like. The transcript is spliced from 6 exons. Lineage: Eukaryota; Metazoa; Arthropoda; Arachnida; Scorpiones; Buthidae. Bases 320 to 1759 code for a protein of 479 amino acids. Gene Ontology annotation, biological process: response to pheromone; G protein-coupled receptor signaling pathway. The record is from RefSeq and is a predicted model, not a curated record.